Molecule: messenger RNA, 2385 nt
Organism: Penicillium verrucosum
Lineage: Eukaryota; Fungi; Ascomycota; Eurotiomycetes; Eurotiales; Aspergillaceae
Exons: 5
Coding region: 1-2385 (794 amino acids)
Source: RefSeq, a predicted model, not a curated record
AUGUCCCGCCGAGCACCACCCCACGACUACGACGAAGAUGAAUUCUACGAAAUGGAACGAGAGCGCGAGCGAGACCACAGACCGCGUCGCCGAUAUCGCGACUACGAGGAAGAUGCUGAAUAUCGUCGCCUAAGGUCCGACCCUCUAGUGGAGGACAUGGAGCGUAUGCACAUCCGAGAACGUCCCACGCGAGACUUCAUGGAAGAGAGCUUUGUGCCGCCGCGAGGAAGAGAUGAUAUGGUUCACAUGCGGCCAAGAGAGGAGGUAGAUAUGGUCUCACCAGAGCGAUAUAUGCCUCUAGACCGCGAUGAUCCCUACCCGCGGCCGGCUGAGUCCCGGCGUAGACCUCGUCCUCGUGAAGUAGACGAGGAAGACAUGAUUUUUGAGGAGCGAGAGAGACGCCGGGGUAGUCGGCGUCAUCCGCGAGACGUUGACGAGGAUUCGACUUUCGAGGAGAGAGGAAGACACGGGGAUAGGAGGCAUCGCCCUGAACGAGAGCGAGAAGUCGAAGAUGAUCUUUUUAUCGACGAAAGUAAAAUGCGUGGACUAAGAAGACGUCGUCCCGAACGAGAGCGAGAAGGCGAAGGCAGUGGUGUCUUCAUCGAGGAAAGAGAAAGGCGCGGAGGUAGGAGGCGCCGCCCGGAGCUAGCAUCCGAAGAGGAUUUUCUGUCCGAGGAAAGACCAAGGGAAAGACGCAGUGGUAGGAUGCGUCGUUCAGAGCCAGAAUUUGAGGAGGAUGGGGAGCUCCUUGUCGAACGGGAAAGACGCCGAGGCAGUAGGCGCCACCCUCGGGAAUUUGAAGAGGACGAUUUGGUCAUUGAAGACAGAGAAAUACAUAGAGGAGGCAGGCGUCACCCGGAACGAAGGUCUGAGGACGAUCUGCUCUACGAUGAGAGAGAAAAACGCCACCGCAGGCGACAGCGGGAAUUAGAGGAAGAGGAAAUGCUCAUUCGGCGGAAAGAAAGAGAAGGGCCUCCCUUACGUCGCGGAUGGGACAGUGAGCUCGACAUUCAAUCGCGUGAAAGAAGAUUGGAGUUCGAGGAAGAGCCAUACCACCGACCACGGCCACGGCCUCCGCCUCCCCAAAGGGUCAAGGUGGAAGAGGAUCUGCUUGACAAUGCGCCUCCCGAGCGAUGCCGAGGCCCAGUCGACUUUCCAGAUCUAGAGUUUGAAGAUGACAUGGCCAUCCGGCGAAAGGACAAGGGACCACGACCAGUCGACCGUGUUGAUGAGGAGGAAAUAGUUAUACGCGGUCGUGAAAAACGGCGCAGUGUACCUUCGGAGGAUCUCGAACGUGAAUUAAGAGGUCUUCGGCGAGAGGGCAGAGGCCGGAUUCCACGGGAUGAAGAGCUUAGCGCGAGUUCGCAGUUUGACUCCAAGUCACGCACCAGAGACGUUGAAGAGGUUGAGGAAGAGAUCAAGAUUCGGAAGUCAAAUGACAAACUCCCAUCUCGCCAGCCCUCGAUACAUGUACCCCCAAUCCACCAAGGCAUGUUCACCCGUCAUACGCACUUUGACCAUGGCUAUAAAGACGCUCAUACCCCUCGUGUGCGGAGUCCGCAACCGCGGUCCCGAAGAGGUAGUCUUGAUGAGAUCGAUAUUCCACAUCGAAGAAUGCAAGGUGGACGAAUGUCAGAGGAAAAUAUAGUCCUCAAACACCGUGACAGUGAAGAGUCUCUGACUCCGGAAGACUCAAUAUCUCCAACUAGCGGCCCAGCUGUUGAUUUCAGCGACCCGUGGGAGCGAGAAACAAGAUCUGCAACACGUCGUCGGCCGCCUAAGUCGCUGGAAGACGAGAGCGAGUCGGAUUAUAGUCUCGGAAUAAGUGAGGCUCCUUCCAUGCGCGAAGUGGAAAAGGAUAUAAUGAUUGAGAGCACGCGGGCAGUGAACAAGGGCCCUAGAAGCACGGACGACUGGUCUGUGGUGCAUGCUCUAUCUCCUGAUGAAGCCAUCGAGAUGACCGGAGCUCUAGACGUUGUUGAGGUUAAACCCCGACAUUCGUCAGUGGACAAAGCAGAAGUGGGACGAGUCGCUCAGCAGGUGACGGAGCCGGAGGCACGGAACGAUCGGUGGACGGAAAUUGCGAAGAGAUUGGUAGUGAGGGAAGCUAUUGAGCAGAUGGGAUUUGAGUACGAAGAGACAAGGACAUGCUACUACAUCUUCUCGUACCUUAAGCCGGAUGACAUAGAGGACCUUGUCGAGUUGUCCGAUGACAUUCGAAGUGCUCGUCGCAGACGCAUUCGUGACAUCCAGCGGGAGCGGGCUUCUGUCCCUGAUAUCAUACCCCAUAUGAGACCCCGUGUGGGAAUGCCUCCGCGAACACGGAUGAUAGAGAAGCGCAUGCAAGAUAUUCGAGAUCGAGAAUGGAUGCAUUCUCGGCGGUAA